AAAAAUGAAACAACAACAACAACAUAGUUCACCGGUUUUGUUUCCAAGAGUAACCUUCACUGUCAGCGACGGCAACCCAUGAACGAAACAUACACUCCGAUCCGAGCUCGUGGGAUUCCAUGAGCUAGCACCACCAUGCCUUCCUCCCCAAAAUCCUUCUACCCUCGCCACACCACUUUCUCCUCCCGCAGAUCCGCCGCCAUCCUCGCCGUCUUCCUCCUCGGCGCCGCCGUUCUUCUCUUUCUCCGGCCGUUUCCGGGAUCCCGCUGCCUCAACUCACCCCCCAGAUCGGUUAGGGUCGUUUGGGAGCACGCCGCCGGCACUGGAGGAAAUGGGGUGGCUUCCGAUAGGCAUAAGGUGAUGGGUUUUGUGGGAAUUCAAACUGGGUUUGGAUCUGUUGGUAGGAGACAAUCGUUGAGGAAGACUUGGUUUCCCUCCGAUCGCCAAGGCCUUCAACGCUUGGAAGAAGCCACUGGGUUGGCUUUUAGGUUUGUCAUUGGUAGAACAAGUGAUACAGCAAAGAUGUCUGCGCUUCAGAAGGAAGUUGCAGAAUAUGAUGAUUUCAUUCAGUUGGAUAUCCAAGAGGAGUACAGUAAGCUUCCAUACAAAACGCUAGCUUUCUUCAAAGCUGCUUAUGCUCUUUUUGAUGCUGAGUUUUAUGUCAAAGCUGAUGAUGACAUAUAUUUAAGGCCAGAUCGUCUUUCAUUACUACUGGCAAAAGAGCGAUCUCACCCCCAGACUUACUUAGGUUGCAUGAAAAAGGGGCCCGUGUUCACUGAUCCAAAACUCAAAUGGUAUGAACCACUAUCACAUUUGCUUGGGAAGGAGUAUUUCCUGCAUGCGUAUGGUCCUAUAUAUGCUCUUUCUGCUGAUGUUGUUUCAAGCCUGGUUGCUCUUAGGAAUGACAGUUUCCGGAUGUUCAGCAAUGAGGAUGUUACUAUUGGUGCUUGGAUGCUUGCAAUGAAUGUCAACCAUGAGAAUAAUCAUGAACUCUGUGCUCCAGACUGUACAGCUACAUCUGUUGCCGUUUGGGAUAUUCCUAAGUGUUCAGGCCUCUGUAAUCCAGAAAAGAAAAUGCUGGAACUCCAUCAAAAGGAAAGCUGCUCUCAGAGCCCAACUCUGGAAGCGGAUGAUGACUAGAAUAUGUGGAUGGAUAUAUUAUAAAGCAAAGUAAGCAAAGAAAGUGGGAGAGGAAUCGCUUAUUUUUGUCAUUUUUAACUUCCAAAAGAUGCUACCACUGCCAAUUUUUCGUGUUCAUUUUUGAAUUUACAUUUCUUCCCGUUACAAGACAGGUGAUUUUGUUUUCUCUCUCUGUUCCCAUCAUAUUUUCCCCUUUAUACUGAGUGUAGCAUUGGACGAUAUGAAGGAGUUUCUAUAGGGAUCACUUUUUGUACAUGAGAAAAUAGAUAGACAUUAUAUGGAUGAUGAAAUUUACAAAUUUCCUGGUUUUGAUGUCA
This is a messenger RNA of Lotus japonicus, 1457 nucleotides long. RefSeq names its product probable beta-1,3-galactosyltransferase 14. Gene Ontology annotation, molecular function: hexosyltransferase activity. The transcript has 7 exons. The coding region runs from base 136 to 1140 and encodes 334 amino acids. Gene Ontology annotation, cellular component: Golgi membrane. The record is from RefSeq and is a predicted model, not a curated record. Lineage: Eukaryota; Viridiplantae; Streptophyta; Magnoliopsida; Fabales; Fabaceae.